AUGGCAUUUGCAAGGAUUGCUAGAACUGGCUUGAGAAGAACAGGAGGCACCUUUGGCAGUUACUCAUGUGAAGGGGAUGUGUUAUUAUGUGAGGGCACCAAUCGUAGAAGUCCCUUGCCUUCCCUUCAAAAUGCUAAAGCUGGGAGAGACUUUACAUACAUUUCCAGCAUCAGGAAGUUUAAUCGCAUGAGUAUGCAGAGCAGGGGAAUCAGGGUCACUCCACAAUACCAAUCUGCAACUGCAGAGAGGAUCGUGGAGGAGUCUGAAUCGGAAUAUGAUGAACCAAUGUAUCCAGGAUUGGAAGCAACCCAGCCAGGUGAAAAGCCAAGGAUAGUUGUCCUUGGUACUGGAUGGGCUGCUUGCCGAUUCAUGAAAGGACUUGACACCAGAAUUUAUGAUGUUGUUUGCAUAUCUCCAAGGAAUCACAUGGUGUUCACCCCUUUGCUUGCUUCAACUUGUGUUGGAACACUUGAGUUUCGCUCUGUAGCUGAACCUGUUAACCGGAUACAAUCUGCAUUAGCAACAAGUCCCAACUCAUAUUUUUAUAUGGCUUCCUGUUUUGGCAUUGACACAGACAAGCAUGAAGUGUACUGUGAGACAGUUAGCAAUGGUGGAUUACCCCAUGAUCCUUACCAGUUUAAAGUUGCAUAUGACAAACUAGUCAUUGCUGCUGGAGCUGAGCCUCUGACUUUUGGUAUCAAGGGGGUAAAGGAACAUGCAUUUUUCCUAAGAGAAGUGAAUCACGCUCAAGAAAUAAGGAAAAAGCUUCUCUUGAAUCUUAUGCUUUCUGAAAAUCCAGGUAUAUCCGAAGCAGAAAAGAAACGCCUUCUACAUUGUGUUGUUAUUGGAGGUGGUCCUACUGGGGUAGAAUUUAGUGGUGAACUGAGUGAUUUUAUCAAGAGAGAUGUUCAGGACCGGUAUACGCAUGUUAAGGAUUAUGUUAAAGUGACCCUAAUAGAGGCAAGUGAGAUUCUGUCAUCCUUUGAUGUUGGGCUCCGGCAAUAUGCAACAAAUCAUUUGACCAAGUCUGGUGUCAGUCUUAUGCGAGGCGUAGUGAAAGAGGUGCACCCCAAGAAGAUAGUUCUCAGUGAUGAGACUAAUGUUCCGUAUGGCCUUUUGGUCUGGUCCACUGGUGUUGGUCCCUCUCAGUUUGUGAAGUCACUAGACCUUCCCAAGGCCCCUGGUGGAAGGAUUGGUAUUGAUGAAUGGUUGCGAGUCUCAUCUGUAGAAGAUGUGUUUGCACUUGGAGACUGUGCUGGUUUUCUUGAAAAUUCAGGUAGACCUGUGCUUCCAGCUUUAGCUCAGGUUGCAGAAAGGCAGGGGAAAUUUCUUGUGAAGUUGCUUAGCAAGAUUGGAAAGAAGGAUGGAGGCAAGGCUUUCAGUGCAAAAGAUAUCCCUCUUGGUGAUCCUUUUGUCUACAAACAUCUGGGAAGCAUGGCAUCGGUGGGCCGUUAUAAGGCACUAGUUGAUUUACGCCAAUCUAAGGAUGCAAAAGGGGUAUCUCUUGCUGGGUUUGUUAGCUGGUUGAUUUGGCGCUCUGCUUACCUUACGCGUGUGGUCAGCUGGAGGAACCGGUUUUAUGUGGCAGUGAACUGGGCAACCACCCUGGUUUUCGGCAGAGACAUUUCCAGGAUAGGAUAG
Populus nigra (black poplar) is the source of this 1641-nucleotide messenger RNA. Its product is annotated as internal alternative NAD(P)H-ubiquinone oxidoreductase A1, mitochondrial-like. Bases 1 to 1641 code for a protein of 546 amino acids. The record is from RefSeq and is a predicted model, not a curated record. The transcript has 8 exons. NCBI's taxonomy places the organism in Eukaryota, Viridiplantae, Streptophyta, Magnoliopsida, Malpighiales, Salicaceae. Gene Ontology annotation, molecular function: NADH dehydrogenase activity.